Molecule: messenger RNA, 2692 nt
Organism: Papaver somniferum (opium poppy)
Lineage: Eukaryota; Viridiplantae; Streptophyta; Magnoliopsida; Ranunculales; Papaveraceae
Product: berberine bridge enzyme-like 22
Exons: 1
Coding region: 910-2559 (549 amino acids)
Molecular function (GO): FAD binding; oxidoreductase activity
Source: RefSeq, a predicted model, not a curated record
AUUAAUUUUUUUUUCUUUUAUUUUUAAAUUUUCUUUUGCAAAACUCCCCAAAGGAAGAAAUUUAUUGAGAAGAAAAAGAAAAUGAAAAUGAAAACCAUCAAAUGGAGGGGGACAUUACUCCAGAAAACAUUUCAAAAUUCAAAACGAUGAUAAGGCAAACCUAAGCGAUCUGACCCUAUACUACUGGCCAAGAAAACUGGAUGGGAAGGACCACCAAACAGUUUCAUUCGAAGUAGCUCCAUAGUUAGCAAAGGUCUGCACAACCGUUGCCUUCUCUGUAAUUAUGGGUGCAAACAAAUUGAAUACUCUUCAAAAAAAAUGCAUGCAAUUGUUCCAUCGAACUCGAAGGUGCCAAGGGGCAGUUCCUUCACCCUUGAUCGCGUCCACAAUCAACGUUGAAUCACAUUCUAACCAUGCUCUUCUGUAUAGUCUCUAUUGCUGGAAUAGCAGCCAUAUAUUCAGCUACGACAUCCCUAAGGGAACAGAUAUCGCACCAACCACGAAACCAGUAUAGUCACGAACUAUUAGACCACAUCUCGACAAACCUGGAUUACCUAAAUUGAAAAUUGAAUUUGAAUUGGUAGAUGGUCUGGUGAGGUUACAAUGAGAAAGAAUAUUUUGAAACUUGUAGUAAGUUUUCAUCUAGGCAACUUGGUAACAUGAGCACAUUCCCAAGAAAAAAAAUAAGGAUUUUUAUUGCAGCAUUGUUGGUAAUUUAAUGCCUUAAAAGGAAAUACUUGGGAGCAGUAACAUGAGCACAUUCCCAAGAAAAAUAGAUAAGGAUUUUUAUUGCAGCAUUGUCGGUAAAUUUAUGCCUUAGAAUAGAGACAUCAUAUUCAGAACAAUUUCCAAUACUUCAGUGUAGUAGGUACUAUAUGUUUCUGUAAGUUCAUCAUAUGUUGCAGUACCAUGCAUCCAAUACUGGGGGUUUUGAGUACCUUGCUCGCGUUAUUGUUAUCCUCAAGGGAAGUAACUGCAACAGAAUCUUCAUUCACUUCAGUUGGUGAAGAUUUUCUUCAAUGUCUAAAUGUUAAUCAUGUCCCCAACACCCCAACAAUUCCAAUCUACACCCAAAACAAUGCAUCGUACAGAAUCAUCCUUCGAUUCUCCAAUAGAAACUUCAGAUUCUUAUCUACCACAAAACCAAAAUUUAUAGUCACACCAACCCAUGAAUCCCAUGUUCAAGCAUCUGUUGUUUGGUGCAAGAAACAUGGUUUAGACCUCAAAAUCCGAAGUGGUGGUCAUGAUGCGGAAGGGCUGUCUUACGUAUCCGAUGCUCAAUCGUUCGUCAUCGUUGACUUGAUUUAUUUUCGAAAUGUCACUGUCGAUGUUAAUGGUAGUACUGCAUGGAUUCAAGCUGGAGCUACCCUUGGUGAAGUUUAUUAUAAUAUCGCCAAGAAAAGUAAGACCCAUGGAUUUCCAGCUGGGUUUGCUCCCACAGUAGGCGUUGGUGGGCAUAUUGGUGGAGGGGGAUUAGGUGCAUUGGUGCGGAAAUAUGGCCUUGCAGCUGAUCGAGUCAUUGAUGCCUACAUCGUGAAUGCUGACGGGAAAAUUCUUAACAAGAAAAGUAUGACUGAAGGUUUAUUUUGGGCGAUUAGAGGAGGUGGAGCAGCGAGUUUUGGGGUCGUUCUGUCAUGGAAAGUUAAGUUGGUUCGCAUACCAGCUACUGUAACUGUUGCCAUGGUCCAGAAAACACUAGGACAAGGUGCAACAGACACUGUUCAUAAAUGGCAAUUCAUUGCUGAUAGGCUCAAUAAGGAUGUCUUUAUUGGAGUGAAGAUAUCUUUGGUCGGUAACAAUAAGACCAACCUCGGGGACGAAAGAAUAGUGCAAGCUGAAUUCUCAAUCUUGUUUCUCGGCAAGGGAGGUAUCCCAAAACUUCUCCAACUAUCUCAAGAGAACUUCCCUGAGUUGGGUUUAAAGAAUAAAGAUUGCUCUGAAAUGACUUGGGCUGAAUCUCAUCUAUACUUCUCUCAUGAACAUGGAAAACCGUUAGAAUUCUUACUAGCCAGGGAUGAUCCGUCAACAGAGAACUUCUCCAAGUCAAAAUCUGACCAUGUCAAAGUCCCAAUAACAAAAAAUGGAUUGUUAGAGCUGUGGAGAAGGUUGCUAGAACACGAUGAUAUUACACCAACAUUGAUAUGGACACCUUAUGGCGGAAAAAUGAAUGAAAUCUCAGUAUCUGAAAUUCCAUUCCCACAUAGACAGGGUAAUAUUUACAAUAUUCUUUACGUCGUAAGCUGGUUUGAAGACGGUGAAUCAGAAAAGAAUUUAGAUUGGAUGAGAAAUUUAUAUGAAUAUAUGACUCCAUAUGUUUCUAAGUCUCCAAGGACUGCAUAUCUUAACACUAGAGAUCUUGACUUGGGGGAGUAUGAUAAUGGUCAGUCUAUUAGUUACUUGAAAGCUAGAGAAUGGGGUAGAAAAUACUUCAAGGACAACUUUGAAAGAUUAGUACAAGUGAAGAGUGAAGUUGAUCCUGGAAAUUUCUUCAACAACAAACAAAGCAUUCCUCCGAUUAGAGUUAUUGAUUUAGGGGUUAAAAAUUAUUGUUCGAUUUAAAUAUUUGCAUUCUAGUUAUUGUUUAAUUUUUGGUGUGUGUUUGUGUGAUUUUGAAACAGUUUGUUCAUGGGGCAUUUUGUCUUUCCAUUUUAUGAUCAUUGCUGGAUUAAUUAACAAAGUCAGUUAAGGGUGA